Messenger RNA from Hypoxylon fragiforme, 2012 nucleotides. RefSeq names its product TMP-TENI-domain-containing protein. Gene Ontology annotation, biological process: thiamine biosynthetic process. Lineage: Eukaryota; Fungi; Ascomycota; Sordariomycetes; Xylariales; Hypoxylaceae. Gene Ontology annotation, molecular function: hydroxyethylthiazole kinase activity; magnesium ion binding; ATP binding. Bases 165 to 1733 code for a protein of 522 amino acids. The transcript has 6 exons. Gene Ontology annotation, cellular component: cytoplasm. The record is from RefSeq and is a predicted model, not a curated record.
AGAUAUUGAGUGCCUAAAGUACUGUACUUAACCUUAGCUAAAUGCCUUACUAAGGUGGCCUAAUGAUCGAUUGUAGGCUCUUAUGACUUUCAAUUACACAAUUAAUAACAAAAGGCCGCAUCAUUACGCAUACACAAACAGGUUCAAGCUUCAUCAACUGGAAAAUGUUGAAAGACACAGUCGAUUACUCAUUAUAUCUAGUGACGGACUCGACGCCCGCGAUCCUGGGAGAUGCAAAUAUCUGUGAGGUCGUCGAGGCAGCUCUAAAGGGUGGUGUCACUUGUGUCCAAUAUCGGGACAAAACGAGUGAUACAGGUGUGCUCGUCUCGACAGCUCGGGCACUCCAUGCCAUCACUAAGAGGUACAAUGUCCCGCUACUUAUCAACGAUCGUGUAGAUGUAGCACUCGCUGUCGGGUGUGAGGGCGUACACAUUGGACAGGACGACCUUGAUCUACCUACCGCUAGAAAACUCCUAGGAGAGGACGCCAUUAUUGGCGUGACUGCAAGUAAUGCCGCCGAGGUGGAGGCGGCGUCAAAGGGAGGCGCCGACUACCUAGGAAUUGGGACUGUGUUCGCCACACCAACCAAAGGGAACACAAAGAGCAUCAUCGGUAUAGAAGGCCUUCAGGAGCUCCUGCUUAAGAUCAAAACUGAGGAUUGGCUGGUGAAGACAGUAUGCAUCGGCGGCAUCAAUGCGUCCAACGUUUCUCGCGUGAUUUGGCAGAGCAAUGCCUGGGGUAAAUCACUCGACGGGGUCGCCGUCGUGAGCGCCAUCAUGGCGGCGCGGGACCCGGAGGCGACCGCGCGAGAACUCCUCCAGCUUGUCAUGUCCCCGCCGGCAUUCGCAAAGGCCACGGUCACCACCGCGCAGGAGAGAAGGUCGCCCGAGGAAUUCUUGUCCCUCGCAAUAGAUGUCAUCAAGGCCGUCGACGCGAGGAAGCCGUUGUCGCAUAAUAUGACGAACCUCGUCGUGCAGAACUUCGCGGCCAACGUGGCGCUCAGCGUCGGUGCGAGUCCCAUCAUGGCAAACUACGGCGAGGAGGCGAAAGACCUGGCAAAGCUGGGGGGCGCCUUGGUGAUCAACAUGGGUACAGUGACGCCGGAUGGGCUGACGAAUUACCUGAAGGCGCUUAGAGCGUACAACGAUGCUGGGCAACCCGUAAUAUUUGAUCCCGUUGGACGAUCCGCAGCCAAGUCUAUCCUCGGCGGCGGCUACGUCGAUGUGAUCAAGGGCAACCAAUCGGAGAUCUUGUCCCUUGUGCCAGGUGGGCCUGCUAUCCAGCAGCGCGGCGUCGACAGUGGAAGCAGUGGCCAGAGCAUACGGGAACUGGCAUCGGCGAUUAGGGAGCUAGCUCGACGGCAGCGGAACAUUGUGGUGAUGACGGGCAAGAUAGACCUCGUGACGGCCGGGGAGGUGGUGUUUGCAGUGGAGAACGGACACGAGUACCUGGGGAUGGUGACGGGCACGGGGUGCUGCCUUGGCACAACGAUCUCGGCCAUGGUCGCGGCGUACCCGCAUGAUAAGCUGGCCGCGACCAUCGCGGGCUUGGUGUACUACGGCAUUGCGGCGGAAGAGGCGGCGAGGCGGGACGAUGUCAAGGGUCCUGGCACGUUUGUACCGGCGUUUAUUGACGAGCUGUAUCAACUGCGGAAAUCUACAGUGGGGGAAAUGGAUAAGGAAAACUCGAUUUUGUAUCGGAAGGCGAAGGUCUUGUUUGCAUGUGUGUCUUGAGAUAUAUACAUCAUGAUAUUUCUUUAAGGGGGGACUGGUAGUAGUCUGGUACAUACCUGACAUACCUACCUAUGUACCCUGUAUCAGAUCAUUAUGUAAUUAAGUCAUCACGCCAAUUAUUUAGUGUCUCUUUCUCCCCGCUUCGGCAUCUGCUAGUAGUAGUCUAGUACCCCAUCUCCCCCACACGAGCACCUUUCAAUGUUCACCCGCAGUAUAGAACUAACUUAACCUACUACGGUAUAUUACAUACCUAGGGUACCUACUUUCGAUUACUUAUAG